CAGGUGCGGGGAUGCGGGCAGAGCGCAGGUAGCGGAGCCCCGCGUUCAGGGCGCCCCGUGUGGCGAGCGCGCGGCAUGUCGCAAGGGCCCCCCGCGGGCAGCGUCCUGCAGAGGAGCGUGGCGGUGCCUGGGAACCAGCCGCAGAGCCCUGAGGAUGAGGACAGGAAGGUUCGAAGGAGAGAGAAAAACCGGGUUGCCGCUCAGAGAAGCCGGAGGAAGCAGACCCAGAAGGCUGACAAGCUCCACGAGGAGUACGAGUGCCUGGAACAGGAGAACGCCGCACUGCGCAGGGAGAUUACAAAGCUGAGGGAGGAGCUGCGCCACCUGGGCGAGGCUCUGAAGGACCAUGAGAAGGUGUGCCCGCUCUUGCUGUGCCCCAUGAACUUUGUGCAGGUCCGGCCAGACCCUGUGGCCAGCUGUCUGCCACGAUGACACCCCAGCUCACCGUCCUUUGUCCAGCUCAGAACCUCAGUUUGCACACCAAAGUGUCCACGGGUACCUGUGGCUGUGCCCCUCCAGGGAGCUCUGGGACCGGCCUGAGCUCAGUGUGGUGCUCUGAGCCACCUGACUUCGAGCCCCAGAGCAGUGGGUCCAGAAGGCCCCAGCGGGAAGGCCACCCUUUGGAAGUCACU
Molecule: messenger RNA, 632 nt
Organism: Acomys russatus (golden spiny mouse)
Lineage: Eukaryota; Metazoa; Chordata; Mammalia; Rodentia; Muridae
Gene: Batf3
Product: basic leucine zipper ATF-like transcription factor 3
Exons: 3
Coding region: 76-432 (118 amino acids)
Biological process (GO): regulation of transcription by RNA polymerase II
Cellular component (GO): nucleus
Molecular function (GO): RNA polymerase II cis-regulatory region sequence-specific DNA binding; DNA-binding transcription factor activity, RNA polymerase II-specific
Source: RefSeq, a predicted model, not a curated record